GAGACCCGGGCCGACCCCCAGGAGUCGGGAGGGGUCGGAGUUGAGAAGAACAGCGUAGGGAGACGGCCUCGCUCCCGGCCUACCGCGGAGGUCGCGGCCCCUAUAGCCUAGCAGGCCUCCUGGGUCUCGGCCUGUCCUGGGCACCGCCACAUCGGCCCUAAUAUGGCGGCUCGUGCUGGGACCGGCCGGGUGCGCAGGUAGCCGGGCCGAGGUUGGGGCCAACGACUGCUCCCGGCAUUCCUUGCGGGCGUGGCGUGGGCUCCCUUCCCCCAUUCUCCAGGUCCCGCGAGAGGGAGACCCUCGGGCUUUGAGGUGAGACCCGAGGCUCCACUGGCCCGUGCUGUGGCGGGGAAGGGCGGGGUCACCUCGGGUAGUGAGCCACCGGCCUCCUCCGGGGUAGCAAGGUGUGGAGGAGGAGCACUGAAAGGAGGACACCCGCUCCACGGCCUGCUUGAUAAGGAGCCCUUUGGAUUGAGGACAUUGUCAGCAGUGGAAGGGAUUUAAUUGGAGACCUGUCACUGUAGCAGAGCCUUCAAACAUCACAGACGGGGCCAUCCAUCAACGAGGCAGGGAGAAAGGGCUGUAGCCCCAACAGAGAGCUCUGUGACAAUGUAGCAUGGCCCAGGGCUUGAUUGAGGUAGAGCGAAAGUUCAUUCCCGGGCCUGGCACAGAGGAGCGGCUGCAGGAGUUGGGGGGCACCCUGGAGCACCGGGUCACCUUCCGAGACAGCUACUAUGACACCCGGGAACUGAGCCUCAUGCAGGCUGACCACUGGCUGCGACAACGGGAGGGUAGUGGAUGGGAGCUCAAGUGUCCUGGAGCAGCAGAUGUCUCAGGACCCCACACUAAGUAUGUGGAACUCACGGCUGAGCCUGCAAUUGUGGCCCAGCUCUCUGAGGUGCUGGGGGCAGAGGUCCUGGGGGCUGGAGGUGUGGCUGCUGUGCUGGGCCCACUGGGGCUGCAGGAAGUAGCUAGUUUUGUGACUAAGCGUAGUGCCUGGAAGCUGGUGCUAUCUGGAGCUGAUGAAGAAGAGCCGCCGCUCCGGGUGGACCUGGAUACAGCCGACUUUGGCUACGCUGUGGGUGAGGUAGAGGCCCUGGUGCACGAGGAAGCUGAAGUCACAGCUGCCCUAGAGAAGAUCCACAGUCUCAGCAGCAUGCUUGGUGUGCCAGCACAGGAGUCGGCACCUGCCAAGCUGAUCGUGUACCUACAGCGCUUCCGGCCUCAGGACUAUCAGCGCCUGCUCAAAGCGAAUAGCUUCAGAGAGAAGCCACAGGGGACUAAAGAUCCUGACAGUAGCCUGGGCUAGGGUGUCACUGCCUCCACGGGGAAGAGAGCUCUGGGCCCAACAGGUUCACUCCUGGGCUGUGCCUCUUCCCCCGCUUCCCUUCCCACAGUGACUCCUCUCUCCAGCUCUGCCUGUUCUUCACCCUACCCUCGGCUCUCCUUCCUCGAGCCCUCCCCGGCUGCCUCCUCUCCCUCAUCCGUCAGAUGCAAUCUGUGGGCCGCCCCUCUCCCCUGGCCGCUAAGCAGUCUCCAUUGAUUUCCGCUCGUGUUUAUAGGAUUUCCACUUAGCCGUGAUCAGUAGUUAAGCACAGGAAAAUCCCUUGCCACCCCCUCCCCCCUUGGUCGAUGCCAUUGAUUCUGCCAGCGGCUCCUAAACCGCCUUACAGCUGAGUUAGAGAUGAGGGAAGGCAGCAGGGAUUUCCCGCCUUGGUGGGUGGGGAACAGCAGCAGGUUGGGGAAAUGGGUGGGAAUCCCUGUUAGAAAUCUGGAAAUUCUGGUUUGAUUUUGCCACUGUGCCCUGCUGUGGCCCAGAGGGUAGAGUGCCUCCUGUGGAAGUUUAGGGGCAAAUUUGCUCCCUAACCUGGAGAGGGGUAGAAAGAAAACCCUCCUUUGUUGAAACAGGCUUCUGAGGCACAAGGGAAGAGACAUACUUCCUGUGUAAGAAGGCUCUUGCCUUGCUGUUAUUCGUAUACGUUUUCUACCUCAAAUAUACUCAAAUAUGGCUUUCCCCCCUCAGGCUUUAUUGGGCUUUCAUUACUGGUGGGGGAGGGGGGCAGGCCCCCACAGUUUUUGCAGUGGUGAGCACAGGACCAGAGCGCCAUCUGCUGGCAGCCCGCAGGUGUAGGCUCCAAGUGGCUGGGGGCCCCCGGGUUUGGGA
Messenger RNA from Diceros bicornis minor, 2164 nucleotides. It is a transcript of the gene THTPA, whose product is annotated as thiamine triphosphatase. The transcript has 3 exons. The record is from RefSeq and is a predicted model, not a curated record. Lineage: Eukaryota; Metazoa; Chordata; Mammalia; Perissodactyla; Rhinocerotidae. Bases 617 to 1309 code for a protein of 230 amino acids. Gene Ontology annotation, molecular function: magnesium ion binding; thiamine triphosphate phosphatase activity. Gene Ontology annotation, biological process: thiamine diphosphate metabolic process; dephosphorylation; thiamine metabolic process.